GAAAAAAAAAAUUAAAAAUCUGGAAAGGUCACAUAAUAAUGAGCACUUACAGCAAACACAUUCUUCCCUUCCCCCUUCCUUCUAUCUCACAAUAAAAUCAUCUCCUUCAAUUUGCCAUGAUCGUCGCGACCAGGAGCCAGGUGAUUAUCCUAAUUAAUGUCUAUCUAAUUAAAUUACUGUCAGCGGUUAACCAAUGGCAGAAGCCGUUUCAUCCUCUCCACAAGCAGCGAGAUCAAAAGUGAGUCUUUCCUGAUUGCUGCAUAGUGUCAAUUGGCCAAUCUCUUCUCCCAGGGAAGGGAAAAAAAAAAAAAAAAAAAAAAAAAGUAAAUCAAACGUUUGGGAAGCAUUUGGUGGAUGAAGUGCUGCUUUCUGCCUAGCGAGGGUCCCAGGAUGUCUAGCUUCUGAUACUGAGGAGCCCUUUCAGAUCCAGGGACUGAAGGGUUAUUACUGUGGUGCUAGAGCUAUGCAGCUGGAGCAUUGUCUUUCUCCCUCUAUCAUGCUCUCCAAGAAAUUUCUCAAUGUGAGCAGCAGUUACCCACAUGCAGGCGGAUCUGAGCUUGCCUUGCAUGAUCAUCCCAUUAUCUCGACCACUGACAACCUGGAGAGAAGUUCACCUUUGAAAAAAAUUACCAGGGGGAUGACGAAUCAGUCAGAUACAGACAAUUUUCCUGACUCCAAGGACACACCAGGGGACGUCCAGAGAAAUAAACUCUCUCCCGUCUUGGACGGGGUCUCUGAGCUUCGUCACAGUUUCGAUGGAUCUGCUGCAGAUCGCUAUCUGCUCUCUCAGUCCAGCCAGCCCCAGUCUGCUGCUUCUGCUCCUAGUACCAUGUUCCCUUACCCCAGCCAGCAUGGACCUGCUCACCCAGCCUUCUCCAUCGCCAGCCCCAGCCGCUACAUGGCUCACCAUCCUGUGAUCACCAACGGAGCUUACAACAGCCUCCUGUCCAACUCUUCUCCACAAGGUUACCCCACGGCGGGCUACCCGUACCCCCAGCAGUAUGGUCAUUCCUACCAAGGGGCACCUUUCUACCAGUUCUCCUCCACCCAGCCGGGGCUGGUUCCCGGUAAGGCUCAGGUCUACCUGUGCAACAGGCCACUCUGGCUGAAAUUUCACCGGCACCAGACGGAGAUGAUCAUCACGAAGCAGGGGAGGCGCAUGUUCCCUUUCCUGAGUUUUAAUAUUUCUGGUCUCGACCCCACGGCUCACUACAAUAUUUUUGUGGAUGUAAUUUUGGCGGAUCCAAACCACUGGAGAUUUCAAGGAGGCAAAUGGGUUCCUUGCGGCAAGGCGGACACCAAUGUACAAGGAAACCGGGUGUACAUGCACCCCGACUCCCCCAACACGGGAGCCCACUGGAUGCGCCAGGAAAUCUCCUUUGGGAAGCUAAAACUUACAAACAAUAAAGGAGCAUCAAACAACAACGGGCAGAUGGUGGUUUUGCAGUCCCUCCACAAGUACCAGCCACGCUUGCAUGUGGUGGAGGUGAACGAAGACGGGACGGAGGAUACCAACCAGCCGGGCAGAGUGCAGACCUUCACCUUCCCCGAGACGCAGUUCAUAGCGGUCACCGCCUACCAAAACACCGAUAUCACACAGCUGAAAAUAGACCACAAUCCUUUCGCAAAAGGUUUCAGAGACAAUUAUGACACGAUCUACACGGGCUGCGACAUGGACCGGCUGACACCUUCCCCCAACGACUCACCCCGCUCUCAAAUUGUGCCCGGGGCCCGCUACGCCAUGGCCGGCUCCUUCCUCCAGGACCAGUUCGUGAGUAACUACGCCAAGUCCCGCUUCCACCCCGGGGCAGGAGCCGGCCCGGGGCCCGGCGCCGACCGCAGCGUGCCCCACACCAACGGGCUGCUCUCCCCACAGCAAGCCGAGGACCCGGGGGCCCCUUCGCCGCAGCGUUGGUUCGUCGCGCCCGCCAACAACCGCCUCGACUUCGCCGCCUCCGCCUACGACACGGCCACCGACUUCGCCGGCAACGCGGCCACGCUGCUUUCCUACGCGGCCGCCGGCGUCAAGGCACUGCCGCUGCAGGCUGCCGGCUGCGCCGGGCGACCGCUGGGCUACUACGCCGACCCCUCUGGCUGGGGGGCCCGCAGCCCCCCGCAGUACUGCAGCAAAUCCGGCUCCGUGCUCUCCUGCUGGCCUAACAGCGCGGCGGCUGCGCGCAUGGCCGCCGGGAACCCCUACCUGGGGGAGGAGGCGGAGAGCCUGGCCCCAGAGCGGUCCCCCUUGCCGGGCACAGAGGACUCCAAGCCCAAAGAUUUGUCCGACUCCAGCUGGAUCGAGACGCCGUCGUCCAUUAAGUCCAUCGACUCCACCGAUUCUGGGAUUUACGAGCAGGCCAAAAGGAGACGGAUCUCCCCGUCGGACACCCCGGUGUCCGAGAGCUCCUCGCCCCUCAAGAGCGAGGUGCUCACCCAGCGGGACUGCGAAAAGACCUGCGCCAAGGACAUCGGCUACUACGGCUUCUACUCGCACAGCUAGGCGCGGCCGCCCGGCCCCGCCGUCCUUUUGCACAAUAACUCCUCCGCGUUAGCGCACUGACCCCCGCCCCUAGCUGCCCAUCCGUGUCCCCGGCCCGGCCCGCAGGCACGCAGGGAGGCAGAGCCGCGGCUGCCGCCGUCUCCCCGCCCCGCUCCUGGCCCGGCCCGGCCCGGCCCGGGGGCGCGGGGGGCACCGCUGCUCCGAAACCCACUGAUAAGUAGGAUGCUUAGACUCUCAAACCGUACAGCGCUUCCUUCCUUUUACCACGGAUGGAUACUAGGGGAUAACAGUAAUAGUGGGGGAAAAGAGCCUGUGAAAUGCCUGUACAUAGUACUUAAUUUAUUGUAACCGACUACUUUUCUUUGGUUCUGUUGCUUUCUUAUUUGUUUGAAUUUUCUUUUUGUUUUCAUCGUUAAGUCACAAAACUUAGAUCCUGUUUAAAUUUCUCCCUCCACCUUUGCUCCUUCUCCCCGUGUCCCCUCCUCGCAGCAACCUUCCCCCCCCCCCCCCCCCCGGUAAACACUCUUUCUAAAUGCCUCUGGAAGUGCAGAGCGGGCCCGUAGCUGCGGCAGCGAGUAAUGGGUUUCUCACUUUCUCUGCAAUUCUUCGCAUGAAAUAAUUACGCCGUGCCCUGGGCUAACACAGCUAAAGAAUAGCUCAGCUUUCCCUUCAAAAGAACAGAAAUACGUCUCGUAGGAAAGUCGAUUAAAGUAGCAUGACGCCUUCCAAAAGCAAAAUUAACUGCCUCUGUAUUUUUUCUUUAAAAGGAAUAGCUCGACAUCAGCAAUAUUAUUAUUUUUGUGGUAUUCCUCCUCCCCCUCCCCCCCGCCCCCAAGUGCCAAAUCCAUUACUGGUCCCUGCAGGUGCCAAAUAUGCUGACAAACUCUUUUCAAAUUUCUUUGCAGUUUUCCCCUCUUUCUUUAUAUUGCUGUAAAUCUUUGUAAUGAAUAAUCUUAAAAAAAAAAAAAAAGAAAAAAAAGGGAAAAAAAAGAAAAAAAAAAGAUAUAGACGACUGAAUUGUUGGUAACCAUAGUGUAGUCCAGUGAAGAUGAAUUGUGAGUUGUAUAUUUUACUGCAUUUAGUUUUGGAAUUGACUUUUUCAUAAAGUAGCUAACCGAGAUCUGACUUCCUGGGGAAUCAAAUGCACAUCAAAAGUAAGAGCGAUCUUUCCUGUAAACCUGUUACUAAUUUCAUGAAGGAACUAAUAUCCCUCCAGGUCUGUCCCCCCGGCGAAGCAGAAUAGUAAGUCUUCGAAUUUUGAGUAGCAAAUCUAUACAAUUAACGCAUUUUUAUAUAGAGGAAAAAAAAAAAAACCAACACAAUUACAAACUGAAAUAUGCAUCAGGCUAAAUAUUCAGUUUAGAUUACACUCGACGGGGAAAUUUCCUAAUAGAAAUUCAGGGUCAUAAACGUGUGUAUAUUUUUGACUCUUCUGUAAAUCGAAUGUUGUGAUUUUUAUAUUUGUUCUGUUACGUCUGUGGAACUGAAUAAUUUAUACCAGUACAUGCUCCAUUGAGAAAUGUUUCGGUUUUUGCCCGUUUGUAUCGUCUGUGUAUAACAAGUAAAAUAAACCUGGCAAAACGUU
Molecule: messenger RNA, 4082 nt
Organism: Pezoporus occidentalis (night parrot)
Lineage: Eukaryota; Metazoa; Chordata; Aves; Psittaciformes; Psittacidae
Gene: TBR1
Product: T-box brain transcription factor 1
Exons: 6
Coding region: 464-2497 (677 amino acids)
Biological process (GO): positive regulation of DNA-templated transcription; regulation of neuron projection development; commitment of neuronal cell to specific neuron type in forebrain
Cellular component (GO): nucleus
Molecular function (GO): RNA polymerase II cis-regulatory region sequence-specific DNA binding; DNA-binding transcription factor activity, RNA polymerase II-specific
Source: RefSeq, a predicted model, not a curated record